Messenger RNA from Peronospora farinosa, 291 nucleotides. Lineage: Eukaryota; Oomycota; Peronosporomycetes; Peronosporales; Peronosporaceae. The record is from the annotation of a GenBank genome assembly.
AUGACUAAGGUGAUGCAAGGAAAAGACUUUCUGAAACUGUUGGAACGGUACUUAGCAAGGGCUACUGAGAACGUGAUCCACGGGGUCUUUUUCGCAGACGUGGUCGAGGACUUCACUGACACAGAUAUGGUCGUUCAAAUCGUCGUAUUUCGAGAGUUGGACGAUAUUGUCACCGGACUUGAGGCGUACGAUGCGAUUUUUCGAAAGAAAUACUACAUACCUGCUGUGGUAGAAAGCAAACGUCCUCACUACGUUAAGUCGAUCGACUUGACCAAGUUACUGUCAAUGUAA